CAGCCGCGCCGCACAGCGUUCGCUGUCGCUCGCAAGAUGUACCCUGCUUUCGAAGGCGCCGGCCAGGCCGCCGGGCUGCAAAUUUGGCGCAUUGAGAACUUUGAAGCAGUUCCUUAUGCGAAGGAGAAUUAUGGAAAAUUUUAUACUGGGGAUUCCUACAUAGUUCUGUUCACAAAAGAAUUUAAGGGCACCUUUAGCUGGGACAUUCACUUUUGGCUGGGAAGUCAAACUUCUCAGGAUGAAGCAGGUGCUGCAGCCAUUCUAUCAGUAGAACUUGAUGAUUCCUUGGGAGGUGCCCCUGUUCAACACCGUGAAGUCCAAGAUUAUGAAUCCCAGCUAUUUCUGUCACAUUUCAAAUCUGGUAUCAGGUAUUUGCCUGGAGGGGUUGCUAGUGGAUUCCAACACGUGGAUCCUGAUGCAGUAGAAAAACGUUUAUUCCAAGUUAAAGGCAAAAGGAAUGUCAGAGUGCGCCAGGUUGAUGUAAAUGUGUCUGCUAUGAACAAAGGAGAUUGCUUCAUUCUGGAUGCUGGAAAAGACAUCUAUGUUUAUGUUGGACAGAAGAGUAAGCGAACUGAAAGACUGAAAGCAAUCAGUGCUGCCAAUCAAAUACGCGAUCAAGAUCAUGCAGGCAGAGCCCGUGUUCAUGUAAUAGAUGAAUAUAGUGGAGAUGCAGAGAUUGUAAAAUUCUUUGAAGAGCUGGGUUCUGGAUCUCCUGGUGAUGUUGCUGAAGAAGGAGAAGGAGGGGAUGAUGUUGCAUUUGAAAAGAACCAAGAGGCUGUUGUAGCCCUGUAUCGUGUGAGUGAUGCUACAGGUGAUAUUGAAGUGGAAAAAGUGGCAGAAAAGCCAUUACAUCAAGAUAUGUUGGAAACAAGUGAUUGCUUCAUUUUGGACACUGUUACAUCUGGUAUUUAUGUGUGGAUUGGGAAAGGUUGCACCAAAGAAGAAAAAGUUGAAGCAAUGAAAAGAGCCCAAAAGUUUCUCAUAACCAACAAUUACCCUGAGUGGACAAAGGGAUUGGUGUUUCAGAUUCAACGCAUAGUGGAAGGUGGUGAACCGUCCACCUUCAAGCAAUAUUUCAGUGGAUGGAGAGAAAAAGAAGAUCAGAUUGGAUUAGGGCGCAUAUAUACUGUGGAACAAAUUGCUGCUAGCAUGCCUGAAGGGGACUUUGAUCCAAGCACUUUGCAUGCUGAGAAAAUAAGAUUCUUGGCAAAAAAUAGUGGCAAGGCAUUUGGCUUCAUGCCAGAUGAUGGCUCUGGUCAGCUGGAGAUAUUCCGCGUGGAGAACUUUGAACUAGUAUCAAUUGAACCUGCAAAUCAUGGUUUCUUCUUUGGUGGAGAUUCAUAUGGAAGAGAUAGUACAACAGAUGAACGAGCUGCCUCAGCAAUUCACGCAGUCAGAUUAGACAAUGAACUUAAUGGAAAAGCAAUCCAAGUGCGGGUAACACAAGGUCAUGAACCCCGGCACUUUUUGCGCAUUUUUAGAGGAAAAAUGAUUGUAUUUCUCGGUGGAAAAGCAAGUGGUUUCCGAAAUCUUAGAGAUCAUGAUACUUAUGAUGUGGAUGGAACCAGACUCUUUCAGGUUCGUGGGACAUGUGAUGAUGAUGUGAGGGCUGUACAAGUUCCUGAAGUGGCUAGCUCCUUAAGAUCUGACGAUGUAUUUGUCUUGGAAACUCCUACUGAUACAUACUUAUGGAUUGGGAAAGGAGCUAACGAAGAAGAAAAGAACUUUGCUCAGAAGGCUGCUGGUCUAGUCUCUCCUGAUCAUGAUGCAAAACUUAUAAAUGAAAGUGAAGAGCCUGCUGAAUUUUGGACAGCUUUAGGAGGUCAAGGAUCUUACAAGACUGACAUUGAAACUGAAGGUGCUCCACUCCUUGGACCUCGUCUUUUCCAUUGCAAAAUAUUCUCAUCAGGCAAACUUUCUGUGGAGGAAAUUGCAGAUUUCAAACAGGAUGAUCUAGACGAAGAUGAUAUCAUGGUGCUAGACUCUGGAGAUGAAGUUUAUGUAUGGGUAGGAGACAAAUCUACUACUGAAGAACGGAAACUUGGCUUAAAGAUGGCACAGGAAUAUCUUAAAUCUGACCCAACUGAUCGCAAUCAUGAUUUGAAUGUUAUUUUUACCAUAAAACAAGCUGAAGAACCAGACAGUUUCAAGACCCUCUUCCCAUCCUGGAGCAACAGCUUGUGGGAGUCUUUGCCAUCUUAUGAAGAUUUGAAGAAUCAGUUAGCUGAAACAAAUGCUACAAUUGAAGACUGAACAUUAAUACAAUUUGCAUAAUUAAUAAUUUGUAGAUUUUUACCAGUAUUGGUAAAUUAAUAGUACAUAAAAAGCAACAAUGUAACAACAAAAGUAACAUAAAAAGCAGUAUCAUAAAUAGACAUUUCUAGCAUAUAAGGAUUGAGAAAGGACUGUAUCUUUGACUUGUCACUGCACUGAAAAAAUGUGCUUUACAAUAAAAUUAUAUUAUUUCUUAACUAUUGUUUAAUUCCUUUGCCAAAUAUUUAUUCUCUGAAUAAAAGGGCUCAACAUAUUUCACAAAUUUACCAUCCUGUUGAACAGUUCACAAGAUGUACAUCAAUUAAAUAUCAUUAAUACAUUAAAUAUGGUAAAUAUUAAUUUUUGUUGGGUGUCAGAAACUGCAGGUCUUGUAGACUAGAUCUUGUAGACAGAUUAGACAUAUCUUUCAAUACCUAAUUACCAAAUGUAACACAUUUUUAUUCUUAUAUUAGAGAUCCCUCUUAAGUGAGUAUCUAAAAAAAAUGAGUAAUCACUUUUGAAUCCAUUUUUAUACGUGGAGGUUUUAAUACUGAUUUUCUGAGCGAAUCUUACGCAAUUUCUCAAUUUACUUCGUUUUUUUAAAUUUAGAUAUUACAGUAAAUGUAGUCUUCAAUACAGAAAAAAAACCUAUGAAAUUUCACCUUUCCUACAGACGAGACAAACUUGGACACCCCUCGAUCCAUGCAAGAGGCGCGUUGACCAAUCGCGAGCAGUUAGAACCCUAGUGUGAAUAGAAUUGGCGCAAAAUCCUACGGGGCAAGAAAGAAUGUACGAGGUCUGAUUUUUCAACCUCCGAUAGCUCAUAAAAACAAGACAUGUAAUAUAUCAAUAUAUAAUAUAGCAAAAUUAAUUUAUUACCACAUAUUAUGGGCAAAUAUGAUAAUCAUCGUGAAGAUUCAGGCCUAUGUCAUAUCUGUGAACGAGCUUUCCAAUCUCCUCUGCAUAAAAUGUUGCCGCCAGCGAGUUGAGAUGGUCCUUGGAAAUGUUUUGAAGUUUCUCUGCCCUACUAGCCACUUUUUCAGUUCAGGAAAGAGAUGGAACUCGCUUGAUGCUAAAUCGGGGCCAUUCGCAUUCUUUGCACAAAUAAAACACUAAAAUAAAAAAUGGUGUCUCUAGGCAC
Messenger RNA from Gryllus bimaculatus (two-spotted cricket), 3394 nucleotides. Lineage: Eukaryota; Metazoa; Arthropoda; Insecta; Orthoptera; Gryllidae. The record is from the annotation of a GenBank genome assembly.